Molecule: messenger RNA, 1237 nt
Organism: Asterias rubens (European starfish)
Lineage: Eukaryota; Metazoa; Echinodermata; Asteroidea; Forcipulatida; Asteriidae
Product: ATP-dependent (S)-NAD(P)H-hydrate dehydratase-like
Exons: 10
Coding region: 44-1135 (363 amino acids)
Biological process (GO): metabolite repair
Molecular function (GO): ATP-dependent NAD(P)H-hydrate dehydratase activity
Source: RefSeq, a predicted model, not a curated record
CGUACACCACGCACUACGUUUUGCAUUUUUAACUGAUACUUUAAUGCCAGUUUUUGCUGUUUUGUCGAGGUUUUCAUCACAUUCGAGAAUGCUGAGUAUACCUACAUUGAUUGCGACUAUCACGGGUAUGGCAAAGCGGUCUGCAUGCUCUACUUCUGGUUCACUCGGUCUUGGGGCCGAGUUCUCAGAGCAUAAUGUAGUGACGACAUUAACAGACAGUGGAGAUGUUCUCCGUAUGGUCAAAUCAGUCAUUCCUGAGCUACGACGUGGUAAACACAAGGGACAAGAUGGUCGCCUUGCCACUAUAGGAGGGUGCAAGGAAUACACUGGGGCACCUUUCUUUGCUGCGAUGUCCGCUUUGAAAACAGGUUGUGAUCUGUCGCAUGUUUUCUGCACUAAAGAUGCUGCUGUGGCAAUCAAGUCUUACUCACCGGAACUCAUAGUACAUCCAGUUCUGGACAGCCAGGAAGCUGUUGAAGAGACCUGUGCCUGGCUUCCUAGAAUGCAUACCCUCAUCAUAGGACCAGGACUUGGUAGAGAUGAAGCCCUCUUGAAGAAUGUUGCGGCAGUGAUUGAGCGAGCCAAAGAGCUACAGAUUCCUAUGGUGAUUGAUGCGGAUGCUGUUUAUCUUCUUGGUGAGACGCCUGAGAUUAUUAAGGGUUACACCAAGGCUAUUCUCACACCAAACGUUGUGGAGUUCAAUCGACUUUAUAGGAAUGUGAUUGGACAUGAUGUAGAUUCUGCCGAGGAAGUUGGCAAUGUAAUGAGGCUUAGUCAACGUCUUGGCAAUGUUACAAUCUGUAAGAAAGGAGAGAACGAUAUCAUCACCAACGGAAUCAGUGUCUUAGUAUGCUGUGGUGAUGGUAGUGCCAGACGCUGUGGAGGUCAGGGUGAUAUUUUAUCAGGAGCAAUGGGAACUCUCAGCUUCUGGUCCCACCAGGCGCUCGCCGAUCCAGAUAGAACACCCAAUGACUUCUUGAAGCACUACACUCCCACUCUCUGCGCGGCGUACGGCGCAUGUCUCCUGACUAAACGCUGUAGCGCCCUCGCCUUCAAGAAGCACAAGCGCAGUACGACGACCUCUGACAUGAUGAAGGAAAUCAGCCUCGCCUUCAGUACGCUGUUUGACGAAUGAUUCAAUCAAGGAGUUAAGUUGAGUGCAGGAGACCUGUUCAGGAUGCAUGAUACCUAAGUCAUGUACAUCAUACGACUUGUUAGAGUGAGCUGCUGUGAUUUU